AUGGUAGAUGAGGAGGCUUUAAAUGAGCUCACUGAAGAUGUGGACGUACAGGGAGAGCAAUUAAAGAACAAUAAUACUGAGAAUGAGGUUCAGAAAGAUGCAGAUGGACAAGGUAAGAAAGAUGAGGGAAUGGGUGAGGCUCCUGAUAGAAAUGUAAGUGAAGGGGUAGAAGAAAACAAUGAAGAUGCUGAAAAAGAUGAUGAAGCUGGAUCAGAAAGUGACAAGCAAUUAAAGAACAAUAAUACUAAGAAUAAGGUUCAGAAAGAUGCAGAUGGACAAGGGAAGAAAGAUGAGGGAAUGGGUGAGGCUCCUGAUAGAAAUGUAAGUGAAGUGGUAGAAGAAAACAAUGAAGAUGCUGAAAAAGAUGCUGAAGCUGGAUCAGAAAGUGACAGUGAGCAUGAGUGGAGUAACUUUGGUGAUAGUGAUGAGGAUAGUAUUAAUGAUAGUGAUUUCUGCAUUAAUGUGAACAAUGUAGAGGAGGAAGAAAUUAAUGAUCGGAUAGGUCAGGGAGGUCCCACUACUUCUAGACCAGCACAAGCUGAAGCUAAUGACAAGGGAACAAAAACUGCUGAAGACAAUGAUCAGAGUUCAGACUAUCAGCCUAGUGAUGAUCUUGAUAGUAUGUCCUCAUCAGAUGAAGAUGGUCCUUCAAGGCCAAAGUACCCUGUGUUCAACAAGUCAAGGGAUUUGGAAAGAGCAGAGCUAAAAUUAGGUAUGAAGUUUGCAUCAGCUGCAGAGUUUAGAACAUUGCUAAGGAAUAAUGCAAUAUCAAGUGGUUAUGACUUUUAUUUUGUCAAAAAUGAUGGUGACAGAGUUACUGUCAAGUGCAAAAAGAAUUCUAUUGGUCAAAAAAUAAGUUGUGGAUGGAGGAUUCAUGCAUCUUGGAAUGCAUAUGAAGAAUGUUUCCAAAUCAAGUCUUUACAAUCUGAGCAUAAGUGUGGUAGGCAAUUCAAAAACAACCAAGCUACAUCAUCAUGGAUUGCAAAUAAAUACUUGGACCAAUUGGGAGAUGAUCCUACAUAGGGGACAUCAGCAAUGAAGAAGACAAUGAGGAGGGAUUUGUGCAUUGAUGCCUCUAAGAGCCAAAUAUACAGAGCUAAGAGAAAGGCAAAGGAGGAUAUUUUGGGAUCAAAUAGAGAGCAGUUCAUGAAAUUGUGGGAUUAUUGCAGUAUAAUCAGGUUGAGGAAUCCAGGAAGCCUUGCUUUUUUACAUGUGGAAAGGCCUUACCAUGAGUUAGCCCCUGUGUUUCAGCGGAUCUUUGUUUCAUAUGAUGCUCAAAUCAAGGGAUUAAAGUAAGGAUGUAGACCUAUCAUUGGAAUAGAUGGUUGUUUUCUAAAGGGAUCAUUUGGUGGACAGCUUAUUAGUGCUAUUGGUAGAGAUGGAAAUAAUCAGAUGUUUCCAAUUGCAGUGGGUGUUGUAGAAGCAGAACUAAAGGAUUCAUGGAAUUGGUUUUUAACAAAUUUGCUACAAGCUAUUGGACCAGUAGAGGCACAUAGGUGGACUUUCAUAUCUGAUAGACAAAAGGGUCUGGUGGAGGUUUUUGAUGGCCUGCUGCCAGGAGUUGACCAUAGAUUUUGUGUGCAACAUAUGUACAAUAAUUUCAAAGAACAGUUCAAGGGAAAAGUAUUUAAAGAUUUGCUUUCGGAGGCAGCUACUUCUUAUACUGUGCAAGAUUGGAAAAAAAGCAUGCAGAAAAUUAAGGAUGCAAAUGUAGCUGCUUAUGAAUGGCUCAUGAAAGUGCCACCAAGAAUGUGGAUAAGAGCUUAUUUCAGACCUGAUAUUAAAUGUGAUUUGCUAUGCAACAAUAUGUGUGAGGCAUGGAACCGGACAAUACUAGAUGCAAGGGAGCUACCAAUCAUUGAUUUAAUGGAGAAGAUUAGAAGGCAGGUGAUGACAAGGUUUCAAGAAAAGAGACAAUAUAUGGAAAGACAACAUGGUAUUUUAUGCCCUAAGGUGCAAGGGAAGUUGGAGGAAAUAAAAGGAAAAGCUAGAUAUUGUGAGCCAUUAUGGGCUGGAGAAACUAUUUAUGAAGUUCAAUGCAAUGGAAGGCAAUACACUGUUAACCUUGCAGCAGCAACUUGUGAAUGCAGGCAGUGGGAUGUCACCGGGGUUCCAUGUAAACAUGCUGUCUCUGCUAUAUACAAGGCAAAGUUGGAUCCCAAGAAGUUUGUCACAAAUAUUUUUUAAAGGAGACUUAUAUAAGAACAUAUAGCCAAAUGAUCAUGCCUAUACAUGAUUCUUCAAUGUGGCCUAAGGUUGGGAUUGAGCCUAUAAUGCCACCUCCAUAUAGAAGGCAGCCAGGUAGACCAAAAAAAGCAAGGAAGAGAUCAGUUGAUGAGCCGAAGAAAGGUAAAAUUAGCAAAGGAGGUACAAAGUAUAAAUGUAAGAAGUGUAAAGAAUUUGGACAUAAUACUCGAUCUUGCACUAGUACUGCAUAUAGAGAGGAAAUAGGUGGUGAGGGAACAAGUAAAAGUAUGGGACCAAUGAAUCGAGGAGGGGGCCACCACUGAAUCGAGGAGAGAGACCACCACUGAGUCGAGGAGGCAGAUCACCACUUGGGAGAGGUGGCAGAGCACCAUUUGAGAGAGGUGGAAGAGCACCACUUGGGAGAGGUGGAAGAGCACCAAUAAGUUCUGGAGAAAGCAAUACUGCUGCUAUGGGAGGAAGAGUACCAAUUGGGGGAAGAGGAAGAUCAAUGGGUAGAGUUGGGAGGAUAUUAACUGGAAGAGGCAGGGGGUCUGCAGCUGCUGCAGCUACUAGAAAUGUAUCUGCUCGAGCAGGUGAAGCAAGUGGUGGAGCAAAGGGUGGAGCAAGGGGUAGAGCAAGGCCAGUAAGCUUCUAAUCAUAUUAUUUAUUACUAGCUGACUGCUUGAGCUAAUUCUUAUAUACUUAUAUAAUGUGUAUUUGAUUC
Messenger RNA from Ananas comosus (pineapple), 2911 nucleotides. RefSeq names its product clumping factor B-like. The transcript has 3 exons. The record is from RefSeq and is a predicted model, not a curated record. NCBI's taxonomy places the organism in Eukaryota, Viridiplantae, Streptophyta, Magnoliopsida, Poales, Bromeliaceae. Bases 1 to 1023 code for a protein of 340 amino acids.